Tigriopus californicus is the source of this 699-nucleotide messenger RNA. RefSeq names its product small integral membrane protein 20-like. The coding region runs from base 421 to 699 and encodes 92 amino acids. The record is from RefSeq and is a predicted model, not a curated record. Gene Ontology annotation, cellular component: mitochondrial inner membrane. The transcript has a single exon. Gene Ontology annotation, biological process: mitochondrial respiratory chain complex IV assembly. NCBI's taxonomy places the organism in Eukaryota, Metazoa, Arthropoda, Copepoda, Harpacticoida, Harpacticidae.
GCGAGCCUAGUUCAAGUGGCCGCUGGCUAGUGACUACAGCUGACUCCGAACUAGAACAGCUGAUUGGGACAUCUCGAUCAGAGUGUGAACCCAAGAACAGCGCAUAGAACGCAGAUUGAACUGGCUGAAGAAGUGAGUGAGUGGAGUCUCAAUUCCAGGCACACGUGAGACACGUGGCACACGUGGCACACCUCGUCCAUGUUGGGACGCAUUGGCCACGGAUUGGCAUGUUGAAGAAGCAGCCUGUUUAUCGACCGCGAGGGUUCUACUUGAAUAUGGCCGUGGUGAGCGCCAUCGGCGUGGGGAUCACCUAUUACGUGUGGAUGCCCCAGAUUGCCAAGACCCAGCGAGCCUCCCAAGGGCCCACCCGCUCAUCCCCCGCCGCCCCGUCGGUCCAGCCCAGGCAGUCUGAUCAGUGAAAUGGCCGCCAAACCCCUGAAAGGCUGGCGUUUCGCCGUGUUGGUGGGCGGUAUGGUGGGCGCUUUGGGCGCGGCUUGCUACCCCAUCAUCAUUGCGCCCAUGCAGAACCCCGAGCCGUGGCAGAAGAUUUCCCACGACAUUCGUCAAAAGCAUAACAUUAAACCCGAGGAUAUUCAACCCGGACACAUGAAGGUCUGGACUGAUCCCUUUGACCGUGAAGGCAAACCUGGGCAUAAGGCCCCCACCCACCCGGAUUCACCCCCCAAACCCACUGCUUAG